AAUAUUCAUUUUUCUUCUUUGAAGAGGCCUACUUUUCCUUUAUUUUUCCCAUUAAACAUUAAAGAUUUUCAUACAAAAUAUACCAGUGUAGCUUUUAGUUGAUAAUGUCCUUGUUUAUGCUAUGUUAAAUUCCUUUAAUGAAUUCUCAAAUGUACCUAAAUGCUGUUUGCUCCAGUUCUAAUUGCAGAAAGUGAAAAGGCUAAAUGGCACUCAUCUGCAGAAACUAAAAAUCCAGAGUGUCUGCUGCUUUCAGGCAGUUACCACACUGAAUACUCUGCUGGUUUAGAGCAUGACAGAUCUGAAACCCAAAGGAGCAAGAACAUGUACUAGUUUCUUUUCUUUGCCUUAAUUGCAGUUAUGCUCCCAACUUGAGGAAUUUGUGUUCAAUUUAGGCUCUUUCUGAAUAUAAAUUGGAUAGAGUCAAAGGAAGAGAAUGAAGAAGGUGGUUUCAGAGCAGAAUUGUCUGAGGAGGAUCUGGAGAUGGGAGUAUUCUCCAUUGGCUCCCUGGUUAAGCUGCAGUUUCUGGACCUGAGUGACAAUGCCCUGGAGAUCGUGUGCCCAGAGAUCGGCCGCCUGAGGUCCCUGCGGCACCUUCGCCUGGCAAACAACCAGCUGAAAUACCUCCCUGCAGAGGUUGGAGACCUGCGGGAGCUGCAGACCCUGGACAUCUCCACCAACCGCCUGAUGACGCUACCCGAGAGGCUGCACAUGUGCCUUUCUCUGCAGUACCUGACUGCAGACAGGAACCACCUGUGGUCUGUGCCCCGCCACCUGUGCCAGCUGCCCAGCCUCAACGAGCUCUCCAUGGCUGGCAACCGCCUGGCAUUCCUGCCCCUCGAUUUAGGUCGCUCUCGAGAGCUCCAAUAUGUUUAUGUGGAUAACAACAUUCACCUGAAAGGCCUCCCAUCCUAUCUGUAUAAUAAAGUCAUUGGUUGUAGUGGUUGUGGUUCUCCAAUUCAAGUUUCAGAGGUGAAACUGCUCUCUUUUUCAUCAGGCCAGUUAACUGUGUUCCUGCCAGCAGAGGUGAAAUCUAUAGGGACAGAAACUGAUCAUGUCCUGCCUUUGCAAGAACUGGCCAUGAGGACCCUCUAUAACACCUACUACAGGUUUUUGAAAGAUUUAAACUUUCUGACUCCAAUCUCACUACCCAAAAGCCUCUUGGAAUUGCUGCACUGUCCCUUGGGACACUGCCACCGCUGCAGCCAGCCUAUGUUUACCAUUGUCUACCCAAAGCUCUUUCCCUUGAGGGAAACUCCAAUGGCAGGAUUGCAUCAAGGGAGGACAACUGUUAGUUUUGUGGCAUACUGCUGUUCCACCCAGUGUCUGCAGACUUUUGACCUACUGAGUUGAUAAACAUUUCAACCUCCUCAGGAGUGCUGCCAGUGUAAAGCUGCAUUUGACGCCGUGUCCCCGUGGUACUGGAAUACCGUGUGUGCUUGUGCCAAAGCAGCAGAAGUGCCCAGUCAGGAACACUCUGAGGCACUUAAAUCCUGCCCUAUCAAAUCUGGAUGAACUGCAGGAACUUUUCAGAAGUGUAAAUACUGAGCUUUUAAAAGUAUUAAUUUCUCUCUCCUCUAAGGCAACACACAAACCAAACACAUUCACAAGCUCUGACUUCAGGAUUUCCAAUAUUUUUCAAAUGUGACUGAUUUCAGGUUGACCCAUUGCAUCAUUUGAGGCAGUUGCAUUCCUCUACAUGGAAAAAAAAGUUCAGUUGUAGCAAACAAAUUUUCACUUAUUCAUCCCUAUCUUCUUCCUCUGUACAGCUGGAAUCAGGUGUAUUGCUGUAAACCUGCAAAAACCUUUGAUGGAUCCCUCUGACUUUUCCAUAGAAUUCAGCCUUAUUUUCUCCCUCUCAUCUUAAUGUUUACUGCAGCAGAAUUAUCCCAGUUGUAUACCAAGACUUUGACAGUUCUCUGUGGUAUUUAAAUCCGCAUGCUAAAAGCAGAUCUUACUUUCUAGUAUCAUUAAAUACCACAGUUAUUUAAUGGGAGUAACUAGGAUAUGUCUGGAGACUGAAGAUCCUGUUCCAGUGAAGGCUGGUACUGAUGCCUACACUAAGGGCUCUUGAUCCAGCAUGUUUGAGGGUGUGUUGUCUUUAUUUUCAUUGCUUUAUUUUUAGAAAUAGUUCUCCUUUUGUUCCAUGGAAUUCUUCAGGAAGAAGACAACUUUAAGUAUCAAUUUCCCUUGGAAAAAAUCCAACUAGUAAUAUGAUAGUAAAUCUUUAUUGUAUUUUUACAGUUGCAGGCUAUAGAUCUGCAAAGAGCUGGUCUUGAUCUUUUUCUAGAUUCAGCAUUUGGCUGAUUUGUCCAAGUGUGUCAGUGGAUUGUGUGCCUUGGAGAAGGCUGGAAAUCCAGGAGCAGGUGUGUAUCUCCAUGCACGGGUAUAUUCGCACACAGAUACGGGCACAGAAGGGCUGGGACAUUUGUUUUUAUACAUUAAUGGCAGAUUUGGUACAAAUUGCCACUCACUAUUGUAUUUGUGGGAAUCUUUUUUUUGUUACAUCUUGUUUAUUUUAAAUAAAGAACAAAGGAUGGAAAAAAGGCCCAAAAUGCCUACGUGACUAAAGAUUUUUAUUUUAUACCGAAACAGUUUAUAGAUGAUCAGCUCCUUUUGAUUUGUUUUUGAAUAUAUAAUAUUUUUUUAAAUAUAAUUUGUUCUUUUUUUUUUUCAGUUUCUAUUUCUUAGGCAUAAACCACUUGUUGAUUUAGCACAGUGUGCUGCUCUGUGCAGUAGGUAGUUACAAGCUGAAAUAGAUAUGAAUGAAACAGUUUGUUAUAAAAAUGGCAAGAUAAAGAGACUUAUUUGGUAGUGUAUUAGCAUAUGUUGUGGUAAGGUGUGCGUACUUUGAAGGCAGGAGGCAUUAAAAUGUUUUCCUGUUGCCAAAGAAGCAUUUGUUCCCUCUGCAGGCUUCCUGGCAUCUUUUCAAUAAAUAGAGUAUCUUAAGAGUUUAAAAGAGCACCAAAAAGGCAGUUUUGAGGUGGAAUUUUUAGGUUGUGCAUGUUACUUGUAAAAAUGUUUCCUGGUUUUAUUGGGUUGGUAUUAUUAGAGAGUUGAAUUAGCAUUAAGAAAUGUAGAACUUAAUCAUUCAGGAAUGCAAGUAUCAUCUACUCCUUAAAAAUUGUGAAACUUUCUAAAAUAAAUCCCAUUUAUUAAAUCUGCUUUGCAGUAGGGGAAAGAGCCAUGUCCAAGCAGCCUUGGUGCUUUUGAAUUUCUGUCUGUGUUGUUUCCCAGGUUUGUUUCCACGUUGGAAUCCCAGCAGGCCCAGCCACCUCACAGGGUUCACUGCUGAGGCAGCAAAAUCCACCUUCAGCUUCAUCCUUUUCCUUCAGUACCUCAGAGCUGAGGUGUAAACUGCCCAUGUACAAUUAUAUCUCUGUCAGAAAUGUGCAAGUGUAGGACAGAAUCCACUUUUUUAAAAACAGAUGAUAAAAGCUAUGGUAGUGUUACAGAUGUUAAUUUUAUACAAUACUCCGAUCAGGAAUUUUUAGUAUUGAUUUUUACUGUGGCUUCCUCUGUCUUUGAAGAAGAUGUUUUCUUGGAAGUUUUUGUCCUCUUUUUAUAGCAAGUUGUAGACUUGAAAUCACAGUUUAUAUCUGAAUUAAGUCUGUAAAUACUAUUUUGGAGUUAAAUCUGGCUGUGAUCACCUAAAAGACAUUAGCAUUUGUUUUAUUAGGAGUCAAGAAGAGUGAAGCUUGAUUUUAUUAUUAUAACUUUUUUUUUCUUCCCAUAAUCUAAUUGUUUCUUAUUGAGUCUGCACCAGUAUCUUUAUUGUCUCCAAGUGCAGUUCAGAAGAAAUUUAGCCUGUUCUAUAAGCAGGACGAAUCUUAACACUUUCAUAGAUGAUAUUUCAAGAAUGGAAUGUUCAAUAAAUAAAUGACUUAAACAUGCAA
This is a messenger RNA of Lonchura striata (white-rumped munia), 3893 nucleotides long. Lineage: Eukaryota; Metazoa; Chordata; Aves; Passeriformes; Estrildidae. The record is from RefSeq and is a predicted model, not a curated record.